CUCUACUAACACCCAACCUCACAUGCUCACAUUCGUCGCGUGGGCUUUAAAUACAUCAAUCAGCAUCAGUCUGGCUAAUUCUGCCAUCGAAUUGCUACUUUGUUCGUCAUAUCGUUGAAAUGGCUUCUCAUGAUGCGAAUGUCGAUGAUGAAGACCUCACUAUCCAUGCCUGCUGCGCGCCUAUUACCAACCUAGCUCGACCCAUUGAUUUCAGUGAGCUUGACGAGGAGGAAAACAGACCUUUCUUUCACUGGCCAAUCUUUGGACCAUUGAUAGUAGAGAACGAGAGCAGCGAUGCGCGAGAUCACUGCGCCAAUGAGAGAACGUUCCUCUCAUACCUUCGGUUAUCGAUAUACAUGGCCAUCGUCUCGGUAGCCAUCACACUUUCGUUCCACUUAAAGAACGAAGCCACACCGUUAGAGCUGAGAAUGGCAAAGCCUCUCGGGACGAUAUUCUGGGGACUUUCAGUCUUGACUCUGUUUGCUGGAAUGGGUAACUAUAUAACAACGGUCAACAAGUACAGCAAACGGGCGGCUAUUGUACAGAUUGGCUGGAAGACUCAUGCAGUUUUCAGUCUCACAGCAGUCUCAAUCAUAGGCACCUGUCUCAUCCUGCUCGUCAUUGCCAAGAUUCGACAACAAUCAUCGUCCAAUUCUUGACAUAUGUACCCAAAAGAGUCCUUGAAAUUGCAUCAAUACAUGUUCGCUACUCAAUAGCGCCUGAGCUUCCGGUACCAA
Fusarium oxysporum Fo47 is the source of this 737-nucleotide messenger RNA. Its product is annotated as DUF202 domain-containing protein. The record is from RefSeq and is a predicted model, not a curated record. The coding region runs from base 120 to 659 and encodes 179 amino acids. Lineage: Eukaryota; Fungi; Ascomycota; Sordariomycetes; Hypocreales; Nectriaceae. The transcript has 5 exons.